Messenger RNA from Heterobasidion irregulare TC 32-1, 1534 nucleotides. RefSeq lists its product as uncharacterized. The record is from RefSeq and is a predicted model, not a curated record. The transcript is spliced from 2 exons. Bases 5 to 1204 code for a protein of 399 amino acids. NCBI's taxonomy places the organism in Eukaryota, Fungi, Basidiomycota, Agaricomycetes, Russulales, Bondarzewiaceae.
CUCAAUGCCUCCGACAUGUUCCCCUUCCUCACAACGCGUUUCAUUCCUCGCAGACUCUGCACAAUUUUCUUCCGUCAGAACCCAGUGGGAAAACCCUCAUGACAUCCUUUCCAUCCUCAUGAUUAUCGGCGGUGACAUUGUUCAACGAGCAGUCGCGCAACUCGCCGGCUCUCGCUUUUCAUUCACUCCUGUCGCCUUCUCCUUCGGUUGGGUCGCGUACUCCAUCAAUGCUGUCUGUUCGGCCAUCGGAGAUGGGCGCCUCAUGCCCGCAGUAGAGGGCUCGUUCAUGCUUGUGAACGCGAAAAAUGGGUAUACCCGUACAAUCCAGUCAUGGGUCCUCGCACGGCUCGUUCGGGAUCAUCGAUCGCACGAGGGAGGAAAACAUAGUCUCUCGAUUUUCUUCUACCGAACUUCAUCUACGCGGCCUAUCGGCGUGACAGACACAGAUUGGGUUUAUUGCAGCGGAGUUGCCGUCAUGAUCGUUCAAGCGGGUAUCGCCGUCAUACCAGGCGUUCUGCACGACAAUUGGGUCACCCUCAUUCUUACUUUAACAGGCACUGUGCUGGCCCUCGUGGGAGGUGCGUGGCCACAAUGGUAUGCAGAAAAAUGGUCAGCCCGCCCGCUGCUGCCCGGCAACAAGAAAGGCGAAGUUGUCAUCCUGACAAGGGGGAAUGGUAGCAAAGAGGCCAUCGUUAUCAUAAACGAACACGGAGGGCUACGGCUAGAGGACCUCGCGGCUGAACGGGACGUGCGCUCGCAGUGCACUAUCAUCUUCACCUCUCUGCUAGCAGUCCUGUGGAUAGUGCACCUGCUCGUCGUCGCUAGCCUUCAGAACGAUGCGUGGUAUCUUCUCGCGGUGGGCGCAUUGGGCAUGACACAGAAUAUUGUCGCAGCAGGGGCGCGACGCAGUCCAGGCGCGCUUGGGAUACAUCUGGAGAAGGGUGAAGUGGUUCAUAAGGAGAAGGUUUUUUUGACCUUGCAGGCAGCAGAGGCGCGUCAGCGACAUGUGGGAUUGUCGCUCCUUCCUAUAUUUUUUCCUGGCGGGCUUCGAAAGGAAGAGGAAGACUGGAGGCAAUCCAAGUUAGCCGAAUACGAUGAGAACCGAUCUAUUCUAGGGUCUGUGGCCAUGCCUGUCAUUGAGUCGGAUACAGACGAGAAGGACGAUGUUUUCACAUCUGUCAACUCUUCACCCGCAGACAACUGAAAAGAUUUCUAACCCACGAAAGCAUACAACCCAUUGGCGAUGUAGAUCUCCCGCUAGACACAGGAUUCUAUAUCUGAAAUUUUUUGGUUUUGGGCGAAUUGUUCCAUGUCUGAGUGUAAAUGAUAUUUUCUCCAGGCAUAGUUAAAUUUAUAAUCUUAUGAGGCCAAGUUCCUUGGCAGGACCUUUAGCUCAAUCGGUAGAGCGUUGUACUUAUGAGGUUAACCUACUUGCAUGCAAAUGUCCCGAGUUCGAUUCUCGGAAGGUCCACUUUUUAUUUCUGACAAUAGCAUCUUCUUGCAGCACAGCUAUCGUGACCCAAACAUUUUGCCU